Messenger RNA from Prorocentrum cordatum, 1011 nucleotides. The record is from the annotation of a GenBank genome assembly. NCBI's taxonomy places the organism in Eukaryota, Dinophyceae, Prorocentrales, Prorocentraceae.
CUGGUGUUCAGGGGUUGGAGAGACCGUCGUUUCCAGCGAGCAGCAGAAGUCAGCACCAACGGUGACCUCUGGACGCGCAUCGGGCACGCCAUCGCACCGCGAGAACACGGAGCGGACAUCGUGAACCUCUUCCACAUCAACAGCCACCUCACCUGGGAGGAGGCCCAAGCCAAGGGCUUCCCACACCACGCGUGGCUCGGCAACCAGCAUGCCGAUCGACUGGCAGAGCAAGCAGCCCACGACCACGACAUCGACGACAACCAGAUGGACCUAUACGACUGGGCCAACGCCACUGCAGCCCUCGUCAGACGGCGCAUCGCAGCUGCCACAGUCGACGCCACAGACCGUCGCCCCUCCGACGGCAGGGCGAUCCGCGAAGCGCGACAGGAGCAGAGGGUCGGCCGCGACACCGACUACGCCACGGUCCAGCACUGGUUCCAACAAGGCUGCCAAGGCCCACCUCUGCGACACAGCACAGGCAUCGCGCAGCACGGAACGGCAGCGCGCGACAGCCACCCGAUGGUCUUCCUACGCAAAGAGGCGCGCUGGUUCUGCAGGCUAUGCGGGGCCUCGACUACAGAGUACAUCUCCGAGAAGCUCCAGGGGGGGUGUCUACAGAGACCUGGGUACAACAGCAUCAAGUACAAGCUCAAGCACUGGCUCGAGCGAGCUGCGGAAGAAGCGGCUACGACCCCACAGGACGCGACGCACAGCACGAGCAGCCCACCUGACACUCUCGACACGGAUGAGCGCAACAACCAGCACGACGAUCUCCGAGACGACCUGCGGCACGACAGACCCGACGUGACCGACAGCAGCUCGGAAAACAGCCAGCGGGCACGCACCACGCCGCCUCCCACGAGGACGGCAGUGAGUACCGACCCGCCUGGCACCUCGUCGCCUGCGGUCCACCGACACGAGCAACAGAGACUGGAGACGACCGGCCAGCCCAACGACAAACAGCAGCACCACGACCAAGCGACGAACGCCGAGUCGACCUGCAGCACGACG